CAGACAGGUUGGACGACUGAGGGAGCAGCGAAGGAGCCCACGAGACAGCGGCUCCCUCACUUCAGCGGAGCAAGUGUAUUUUUAGCGCCUCCCCCGCAGCCUCUCUCCCCCACCUCCGGCCAUGGGCACGGGUCUGGGGCGCGCGUGCGGCCCCCUGCUGCUGCUGCUGCUGCUGCUGCCGCCGCUGCUGGGGCCGUGCGGGGCUCUGCCGGACAGCUGGCUGCCGGGGGACUACGCCAACACCGAGGCGGACGCUCUGAGGUUCCUGGGCGACUACAACGGCACCGCCGAGGAGGUGCUGUUCCAGAGCGUGUCCGCCAGCUGGAACUACAACACCAACAUCACCGGCUACAACUCCGAGCUGCAGGUUAAUGCCUCCCUGGAUGAGCAGGCCUUCUCUGAAAGCUGGGGCUUAAAGGCCAAGCAGGUCUUCACCAAAGAGCUGCUGGACUCGCUCCCCGACCCCAAGGACAAGAAGCUGAUGGAGAAGGUGAUGCUGCUGGGGGCCGCCAACCUUCCCCAGAAGGAGCGAGAGGAGUUUAACACAAUCCUCAGCACCAUGGACAGUAUUUAUUCAACGAGCAAAGUGUAUCCACAGCCAAACAUAAGCUGGAGUCUGGAACCCGAGCUGACAGAAAUCAUGGCCACCUCCAGGAGCUACAAGAAGCUGCUGUUUGCGUGGGAGGGCUGGCACAAUGCGUCCGGCGUGCCCCUCAGGGAGUUCUACCCCAGGUUUGUGGAGCUCAGCAACAAAGCCUCCAAAGCCGACGGAUUCAGCGACACCGGGCACGACUGGCGGUCUUCAUACGAGUCUGAGACCUUUGAGCAGGACCUAGAGGGGCUCUACAGGACCAUCGAGCCCCUCUACCAGAACCUGCAUGCCUUUGUGCGCCGGCAGCUCUAUAACCAGUACGGACCCAAGUACAUCAACCUUAAAGGGCCCAUCCCUGCACACCUACUAGGAAACAUGUGGGCCCAGACGUGGAACAACAUAUACGACCUGAUGAUCCCCUUUCCGGGCAAAGCCAGCAUGGACGUGACGGGUGAAAUGGUCAAGCAGGGCUACAACGCCACGCACAUGUUCCGAGUGGCCGAGGACUUCUUCACCUCGCUGGAUUUGGACGUGAUGCCUCCGGAGUUCUGGAAUAAAUCCAUGCUGACGAAGCCGGACGAUCGGGAGGUGGUGUGCCACGCGUCGGCCUGGGACUUUUACAACCGCAAAGACUUCCGGAUUAAGCAGUGCACCACGGUGACGAUGGAGCAGCUCUUCACUGUGCACCAUGAGAUGGGCCACGUCCAGUAUUACCUGCAGUACAAGGAUCUGCCCGUGGGCUUCCGGCGCGGAGCCAACCCCGGGUUCCACGAGGCCAUCGGCGACGUCCUGUCUCUCUCUGUUUCCACACCCAAACACCUCCAGACCAUCAACCUGCUAGAGUCUGUGACCUCUGACUAUGAAACUGACAUCAACUACCUGUUGAAGAUGGCUCUGGAGAAGAUCGCCUUCCUUCCCUUUGGCUACCUCAUAGACCAGUGGCGGUGGGGUGUGUUUAGUGGGAGCACUCCUCCAGAUCAGUACAACUCCAACUGGUGGUACCUUAGAACAAAAUAUCAAGGCAUCUGUCCACCCACCAGACGCACAGAGGACCACUUUGACCCUGGGGCAAAGUACCACAUCCCUGGAAACACGCCUUACAUCAGAUAUUUCGUCAGCUUCAUCCUGCAGUUCCAGUUCCACGAGAAGCUGUGCGAAGCAGCCAAACACACGGGCCCUUUGCACGAGUGUGAUAUCUAUCGUUCCGCAGAGGCCGGUGCCAUCCUGAAGAAGGUUCUUCAGGCUGGUUCGUCCAAACCAUGGCCCGAGAUCCUCCAGGAGGCCAUAGGGACCAACAAGAUGGACGCCAGCUCCCUGAUGAAAUACUUUGACCCUGUUAUUAAUUGGCUGAAGGAGCAAAAUGUGAACGAGACACUGGGAUGGCCUGACUUUAACUGGGUGCCUCCCAUUCCUGAGGGCUACCCCGAAGAUAUUGACAAGAACACAGACGAGCUUGAUGCCAAGAAUUUCCUGGACCAGUACAACAGCACGGCGGAGGUGGUGUGGAACGCCUACACCGAGGCCUCGUGGAAGUACAACACUGACAUCAACGAGGCCAAUAAGCAGGCGAUGCUUGAGAAGAACCUGGAGAUGUCCGCCCACACUCUGGAGUACGGGAAGAAGGCGCGUCAGUACGACACGGCCGACUUCCAGGACGCCCUGGUCAAACGCAUCAUCGGCAAACUCAGCGACAUUGAGAGGGCAGCGCUGCCAUCGGCCGAGCUGGAAGAGUACAACACUCUCCUGUCCAACAUGGAGACGAAGUACAGUGUGGCCGAGGUCUGCAGAGACGACGGGAGGUGUCACCCACUGGACCCAGAUCUCCAGAAGAUCAUGGCUGAGUCCAGGGAUUACGACGAGCUGUUGUUUGCCUGGAAAGGAUGGAGAGACUCUGCGGGAAAAAUAAUUCGACAGGACUACAAGCGAUACGUCGAGCUGGCCAACAAAGCUGCUACGCUCAAUGGUCACUCUGACAACGGAGCCUUCUGGCGCUCCUUGUAUGAAACCCCAACCUUUGAGGCGGACCUGGAGAGGCUGUGGACGGAGCUGGAGCCACUCUACAAGAACUUACACGCUUACGUUCGCAGGGCUCUUCACAAAAAGUACGGCCCCGACCACGUCAACCUGAAGGGGCCUAUUCCUGCUCAUUUGCUGGGCAACAUGUGGGCACAGUCGUGGUCUGGAAUAAUGGAUCUGGCCAUGCCCUACCCGGACGCCACGCAGGUGGAUGCCACGCCGGCCAUGGUGGCACAGCGCUGGAACGCCACCAGAAUGUUCCAGGAAUCAGACAACUUUUUCACGUCUCUGGGUCUGCUGCCAAUGCCGCCUGAGUUCUGGAGCAAGUCCAUGCUGUGGAAGCCGACCGACGGGCGCCAGGUGGUCUGCCACGCGUCUGCAUGGGACUUCUACAACCGAAAGGACUUCAGGAUCAAGCAGUGCACCGUGGUGACCAUGGACGACCUGAUCACAGUGCACCACGAGAUGGGCCACGUCCAGUAUUUCCUUCAGUACCAGAACCAGCCCGUGUCCUUUCGCGACGGCGCCAACCCCGGCUUCCACGAGGCCAUCGGCGAUGUGCUAGCGCUGUCUGUGUCCACACCCAAGCAUCUGCACAGCAUCGGCCUCCUGGACAAAGUGGAGAGCAACUACGAGAGCGAUAUCAACUUCCUCAUGAGCAUGGCACUCGACAAGAUCGCCUUCCUACCUUUUGGCUACCUGAUGGACCAGUGGAGAUGGAAGGUCUUUGACGGACGGAUCCCGUCCACUGAUUAUAACAAAGAGUGGUGGAACCUACGGUUAAAGUACCAGGGGCUGUGCCCCCCUGUAGCCCGCACUGAGGACGACUUCGACCCUGGUGCAAAGUUCCACAUCCCUGCAAAUGUGCCCUACGUCAGGUACUUCGUCAGCUUCAUCAUCCAGUUUCAGUUCCAUCAGGCUCUUUGUAAAGCUGCCGGUGAAACUGGACCUCUUCAUACCUGCGACAUCUACAAAUCUAGAGAAGCUGGGAAGCUGCUGGGUGACGUGAUGCAGCUGGGCUUCAGUAAGCCCUGGCCCGAGGCUAUGGCCAUGAUCACCGGCCAGCCCCAAAUGAGCGCCCAGCCCCUCAUGGAGUAUUUCAAACCCCUCAUUGAGUGGCUGGAGCAAGAGAACAACAAGAACAAUGACAUCCGCGGGUGGCCCGAGUACGACUGGAAACCUUCGAGUCCAACAGGUGAAAUUAAAGAGAGCAAGGUGGACUUCCUGGGUAUGAACGUAGAAAGCUCAGCUGCCAGAGCAGGUCAGUGGGUCCUGCUGGCUCUGGGCCUGGUCCUCCUGGUGGCCACCAUCCUAUUGGCGUACAAGUAUAGGAAGUCGAGAAAGUCUGAAAAGUCCUUAUCUAUGAUGGAGCUCAAGCAAAAGGACUAGUCGUCAUGGUGACGGCUGAAAGGGCUGAACCUGUAGCUGGCGUAGUAUCAACCACAAUGUGAACAUCAGUGUUUAGUGUACAGUAACAUGCAUCUGAUCAGCUUUUGUUUUCGGUCUGCCUCUGUCUAGAGUUGUAUAUUUAUUGUAUACAGUUGGAAGCUAAUUAUUUGUGCCUAUGCAAAAAACUAUUUUGUAAUUUAUUUGUAAUAUUUGAAUGUUGAGGAAGGAACUGUUUUCAAACAAUCUUUAUAAAGUCAUUGAUUGUGUAUCAUUGUUGAAUAUUUGAUUUUAGUUGUAUCCUUUACAUUUCUACAAUGAAGGCAUUCAAUAUUAAUUAUGUUCUUAUAAUUUAUUUAAACAAUGCAUAAUCAUCUUCAGCCAAAGUGUUUAUUUUACUGUCUGCUGUUAAAUGAAUGCAUUUGCAGCCUCACAAUUUUUUUUUCUGUUGUUUAUCACACAUAUUGAACAAAGGCACGUUUUAAGUAAUGAAAAUGUAUCUAGGUAAAAUAAUUGCUGGUCUCAUUUUUUAUAGAAAAAUAAAUGUAAAAUGUAAAGGUUAACUUUUUUAUUUGCAAUCUUCAAACAUUAAACAUUAACAUUAAAAAUAAAAGAGGUAAUAUGGAAUGACAAUGGCAAUCUGUUACUGUAUGUUUUCUCCUGACCGGACAUCCCACCGGAAAACCAACCAAUAAGCUAGUCCUUCAUUCUCAUUGGCUAUUCCUCAUCACGUGUUCCAAGUUUCCUUUGCUACUAUUGGCUCUAGUCGGUUGCGUUGUAAACAGCGGAUGUGCCACUUUGAGUGGAGAAAUACUAACAAAGUCGAACACAAAUGAAAGACACCAGUAAGAAGAACAGUGUCUCAAGUUAUAUGUUAUGGAGUAAUGCAUUGUGCUUUACAUACCUGCCUACAAGAGAAGUGUAGAGAGACUAUGAAUUGUUAUCCAUUGUAAUCCUUGCUUUGUUCUUUGUAAGACAUCCAACCUGGAAUAUUCAAAUUCUGCAUCUCUUCUUCUUCCUCCUUAAGAAAUAACUGCUACUUUCAAAUUUAUGCAGUUGAAAUGAUAGGUAAUCUUUACCUUCUACUGUAACUGAGUAGUCACUUUGUGAAUGAAAGUAUGAUAUAGUU
Molecule: messenger RNA, 5123 nt
Organism: Betta splendens (Siamese fighting fish)
Lineage: Eukaryota; Metazoa; Chordata; Actinopteri; Anabantiformes; Osphronemidae
Gene: ace
Product: angiotensin I converting enzyme (peptidyl-dipeptidase A) 1
Exons: 26
Coding region: 122-3997 (1291 amino acids)
Biological process (GO): proteolysis
Cellular component (GO): plasma membrane
Molecular function (GO): peptidyl-dipeptidase activity; metallopeptidase activity
Source: RefSeq, a predicted model, not a curated record